This is a messenger RNA of Zingiber officinale, 863 nucleotides long. RefSeq names its product protein CURVATURE THYLAKOID 1B, chloroplastic-like. The transcript has 6 exons. Gene Ontology annotation, cellular component: thylakoid; chloroplast thylakoid membrane. The coding region runs from base 83 to 586 and encodes 167 amino acids. NCBI's taxonomy places the organism in Eukaryota, Viridiplantae, Streptophyta, Magnoliopsida, Zingiberales, Zingiberaceae. The record is from RefSeq and is a predicted model, not a curated record.
CCGCUCUCAAAUUCUUUAAACAUGGCCAAAACUAGAAAAAUCGAAUCGUUAUCAAUCCGAGUUGACGAUCUAGUGACGAUCCAUGGCCGCCAGCAGCGCCCCCUGCGGUCUAACAUCCAGGGUUCUGCUCGAUCCCAACGCCACCACCACCACCACCACCCGCGGCAAGUUCGGGCCGCGCUCCGUCCGCCUACCGAUGCUGCCUAUCGUGUCGUGGAAGAAUGAUUCUUGUUGUAGCCGAACAGCAUCAGGGAGUGUCGUUGCAAAGGCCACUGGAGAAACACCUGCUCAAGUCUCGAGUGAGCUUCCUGAAAUUGUGACAACUGUGAAGGAAGCGUGGAAAAAACUUGACGAUAAGUAUGCUGUGGCUUCCCUUGCAUUCAUUGGAAUUAUAGCUCUAUGGAGUUCCACUGGCAUCAUUUCGGCCAUUGAUAAGCUGCCUAUAAUUCCUGGUGUUCUUGAACUUAUCGGAAUUGGUUACACAGGGUGGUUUGUAUAUAACAAUCUGCUCUACAAGCCUGACAGAGAAGCUUUGAUUGAAAAAGUAAAGAGCACCUACAGCGAUAUCAUUGGAAAUAGCAGUUGACUGCAAAGAGAAUUGAAUUGUAUGGAAGCAUGAAGCUUCAUGAUGAGAUUGAUUAUCACUGGGAGAUCUGUUUCUUGAGAUAUGUAGUAGAAUACUUCAUAUUUUUCUAGCGUAAUGUAUUUCCAUCACAAGAUUCAUGUUUGCAAUGUACCAAGUACACUGAAGUAACUUGUGUAUUUUUAAAAUUUUUUUUUUUAAUGUUAUGCAACAUCCUUGUUGGUAGCUUAUGUGUAUGCGGAUUUUCAUAAGCAAUAUAAUAAAACAAAAAGGUCAAAUA